UUAUCAUCAAAAUUGAUGUUUUCUUCCGUCUGUUUAUCAUUCAAUUAGUGUGAUCACUCGUUUACUUGAUUUAGGAAAGUAUAAUUGCUCAAUUAGUAAUCCACUGUUUAUAUUUGAUAUGUCUUCUCGUGGAUUAUCAGAAACGAAUAAAUUAAAAAACAUUUUAGAACAACAGUUGGACCGUCUUGUAGCACAGUUAGCUGAUUUGGAAGAAUGCAAAGAUCAGUUGGACACUGAUGAAUAUGAAGAAACCAAGGCAGAAACUGUGGACCAGCUACGACAAUUUAAUGCAUCUCUCAGCAGAAUAAUAUCUGGCAAUAUGACAUUAGUUGAUGAACUUGGAAGUAUGCAAUUGGCAAUACAAGCAGCUAUCAGCAACGCUUUUCAAACUCCAGAAGUCAUUCGAAUGUUUGCAAAGAAACAACCUGGCCAGCUUCGGGACAAACUAACAGAAUUGCAGCAGGAAGCCAAAUUAGGGAAAAUAUCUGAAGGCACUCUUAAUGAACAAAAAAUAGAAAUAUUAUUUGCACUGAAAAAAUUAGGAGAAGAUUUAAGUUCUGGUGAAUUGGAUUUCCUUCAGCGUUACUCCACCGCUACUAUGCGUGAGUUUGAACAACUGUCAAGUGAAACAGGCACAAGUGAAAAAGUUUUAGAAGCUGUAUCGUCUCAGUUGAAAAAUUUGUGAAUUCACCAAUGAGAUGUUUACAAACUGCUAACAACCUGUUGGUUUUCUAAGUUUUUUUUUUUUUUUAACCUUUUAAAUUUUAAUAUGCUACAAUUGAAUUUUGAGAUGAUGUUAAUAAAACUGUUAUAUAAUAUUUUUAAAUCAUCUCCAAUAAGUGCCUUCUGCAAUAGUCUUAUCUUUUGAAAAGCAUUUUUUACCCUGCCUAUUUUCAUAAAUACUUGCCAUUUCAAAUGCUCUUAGAAGUUGUAUUUUUUUUUUUUUAUGAAAACACAUUAUCUGUUGCAUUUUUAUGGUAGCAAUGGUUUUUUCAGUGGUACCCAACCUACAACCAGCAGACCAUGUGAGACCCACAAAGCUGCUCCCUGUUGCCCAUUGUUAUAGUCAAUGUUACAGGUGAAAAAGUAUGUUCCGGAACCAAGCCCGAAACUAUAAAAUUUGGGCUCCCCUGCAACAAAAUCUGUAGGUCCCCUCUCCAGAGGCCAGCAGUGUAAAUUUGCAAUGUUAAGCCAUGCUACUAGUUUUUUCAACUUUUUUGUUCAAUUUCUUGAACUCUUAAUCCUUUUAAAGACGUGCACCCCCCCCCCCCCCCCCACCUCUCACACAGUGGGUUCUGGAUAUGCAGAUCUAGGCUCGUAUAGAACCUUUCAAGACAGCCAACCAUCGUUUUUUGGUUUUAAGAAUGAUUACUGCAACAUAGAAUAAUCAUGUUGAAACGAUAACACAGCAAUUCUUUGUUAGUAUUUUUCUUUUGUUUCCUGUGUUAGUUCGAAAAAAUGUAUAUUUUAAUAUGUGAUAUGUUCUGACUUGCAAGAUUCAUCUUAAUAUGACUUGUGACCCUCAGAUAAAAACUACCAUGUAGUGAACAUCAUGAAACUUUCUUCUGUAUUAUGAAUUCUUGGAUCUAACAUAUAACUGCUCAUGUAAUUGCUACAACAUUCAUGAAAAUGGUGAAAACAUGAAGAUUAUGAUAAAUGGGAAAUUGAUGAUCUUAGUUUAGCGUUUUAAUUUUUGGCACCAAUGCCUGUGCAAAGAAUGUUUCUCCUUUGCAUACAUAAACAAAUAUUAUAAAAUAUCUAUUUGCAUUGAGUUACCAUAAAACAACAAGGUUAUCAAAACAAUACUUCUCACACAAAAAUUCGACAACUGUGCAAACUUCCCAAUUAUCAAAAUAUCCCCUCAAAAGCAGAAUCCAAGAGCGGAAACUUAAAAUCAUUUUAAAAGCCUCAUUUUAAAUAAUUGAGAUUUCUCCAAUUGUCUGCAACAGUUGGUUCUCAUCAAAGGCUUGCAUACAAGGGAAAAUAUUUUAAUGUGAUGUAUCUUUCAUAUUCAUAUUAUUAAGCAUAAAAGAUAAAUAAAAUCAGCCCUCUUGGAGUGAUUAGCGGCAAAGUUGAAUUAGUGCCUGUUUCUGUGUAGGUUCCCUUUUUUUCUAAAUAGUCUUGAGAUAUAGAAGUCACAAUAAACAAGGAAAAACGUUUGAUUGCACUGCACCCCUUGAAGCUAUUGGCACCAAUAAGCUCUUGUACCCUAAGAACUGAUUGUUGGACCUAUCUGUGAACCAAUUUUUGAUUGAUUCCAUUUAUUACUUCUUAAGAUAAAGCAGUCAGAAGUAGCUAGAAAAUGAUUCAAUCCCCCCCCCCCCAACCCCUUUUGAGAUAUUGACACAAAAAUUGAAUCAGUAGAUGUACCGAUUAAGAUCUACUUGAGGACCUUUUUUUUUAUUCUGCCUAUUUCAUCCUGAUGUAUAGCACUCACAUAUAACAAAUAAAAUGUUCGAUAACCCCCCCCCCCCAGAGGGAUUAGCGGCAAAAUCUAAUGGGCACCAAUUUACAUCGGCGUACAUAUGUGCAUCAAAUUUCGUUUGAUUUCAUGCAGUAGUUUUUGCUCUAGAGUGACCAGAGAAAAAAACAUUCGCACACAAUUUGCAAAAAUGGUCAAAAUGGACUCAACACACCUCAAAACGUUCAAAUCUAUCGAAAUCGAAACUCCAAAAUUUUCACAAUUCAAUACUUUCUUGAAUAUAUUAAAUUAUUAGAGGAAAGUAAAAAAUGUUGGGCACCCACUGAUUCAUAUUAUUUCAGAUGUAUAUUUGUUGCCCAGAUAAUUUUACAAUUUUUACCUGUGUAUUUUUUUUAUACUUAGAAUUCUGUGUAAAUAAAAUAUUAUGUCUGC
Molecule: messenger RNA, 2854 nt
Organism: Uloborus diversus
Lineage: Eukaryota; Metazoa; Arthropoda; Arachnida; Araneae; Uloboridae
Product: protein LZIC-like
Exons: 5
Coding region: 119-685 (188 amino acids)
Molecular function (GO): beta-catenin binding
Source: RefSeq, a predicted model, not a curated record